This is a messenger RNA of Westerdykella ornata, 1493 nucleotides long. RefSeq lists its product as uncharacterized. NCBI's taxonomy places the organism in Eukaryota, Fungi, Ascomycota, Dothideomycetes, Pleosporales, Sporormiaceae. The transcript is spliced from 3 exons. The record is from RefSeq and is a predicted model, not a curated record. Bases 214 to 1386 code for a protein of 390 amino acids.
CUUUAUCCCAGCUCCACGUCCACGGAUAUUGUCAUCUCGCCCCGUCCGCUGCAUGUCUGACCCCAGUGUCCGCUGACCUGUAACCCGCCUCCCAGCACGUCCUCGGGUCCGCUCUUGGUGUUUUAUUAUUCGACUCGCUGCGCCCUGACCUUGAUUCUAGCAACGUCCAAACUCCGCUAGGAAGAAGAGAAAAAGAAAAGGAAAAGAAGAAAAAUGUCCACCCCAGAAGCUGGGCCGUCAGAGGGGAAGGAGGAGAGGAGAAGGAGCCUGGGAAAGUACAUGAAGCGGAUGAGCAGCGUCUUCAAGCGAGACAAGUCGGCCAGGACCAACCCGUCCUCUUCUUCCGCCGCACCUUCCACUCCUGCCCCCGCCGCAGAAACAGACCCCGCCAAGCAGGAGCAACCCAAGAAAGAGAAAGAGGAAGGCACCGCUGCUGCUCCCGUGACCGCCCCUACCACCACCACUUCUACUGAACCUGCUGCUACUGCUGCCACCACCUCUCCUCCCCCUCUUCCCGCUUCGACCACUCCCGCCGCAGCACCCGUCACCCGCCAGCUCAACCGCGCCGCCCUCCAGCAGGAACGGGCCCGCGCCCUCUUCGCCAAAUAUGGCCUCACCCUCGAGUCCCACGAAUGGAUCUCCGCCUCUGCCGAGCCCAUCAUGGUCCAGCGCGUCGAGCGCCCCAUCCGCAUGCGCGUCCACCGCUUCUGCCACCACUGCGGCACCACCUUCGGCGCCGACAAGGUCUGCCACAACUGCGAGCAUCGCCGCUGCAAGAAGUGCCCUCGCUACCCGAAGCGUAAGACCCCCGAGGACAAGGGCAAGCAGAAGGAGGACCAGCCGGCCGUCGAAGAUGCCACCAAGAGGAAGCAGAAGAAGAAGCACCUCUUGACCAUGACCACCAAGGCCGGAGACGAGCGCGUCCUGCGCCCCGUCAAGCAGCGCGUCCGCCGCCAGUGCCACAAGUGCCAGACGUACUUCAUCCCUCCGAGUGCCACCGUCUGCGAGCAGUGCCGCCACGUCCGCUGCACCAAGUGCCCUCGGGAACCCGCCAAGCUGACCAAGUGGCCGCACGGCUAUCCGGGUGACGCUCCCGCCGAGAGCGACACCGAGGUCGAGCGCACCAUCCAGGUCCGCCGUGUGUGGAGGAAGCCGCGGAUGAGGGUCCACUGGCAGUGCGAGCAGUGCCAGAGCCACUUCUUCCCGGGCACUGCCCUCUGUCCCGGCUGCGGCCACGAGCGCUGCGACAAGUGUACCCGCAAACCGGCCAAGAAGGUGAAGAGGGAACAGCAGUUCGACCCGGACAUCGUGCGCGCCGUCGAGGAGAAGUUGCGCGCCCUCGCCGUCGACGAUGAUCACGUCACGUCCGGUGCCGAAACCGCCUAGAUCUAAUAUCCAUCCAUGCAUUGCAUUGCAUCUACGUAGUAGUUGGUAGUUUACGACCCGAGACGACGAAUUCAACGACGCACUUUGUUUGUUUGUUUGGCAAGCAU